CCACGCUAAAGCCUUGUUGAUUCAAGUGAAAAUCAUUUUUGAGCUGUCUUGAGACUGUCAAAACAAAUACAUAAUUGUGCUGGCCAUGCUUCAACAAAGAUGAAGUCGAGUUCUCCUCUUGGAACAGUGACUAAUGCCCAUUUGCAGGCGCUCACUAAAGCUUUAUGGUCAUGGCAUAUAUGCGCAGACUGCGAAAUGAAAAAGCCUUGCACGACAACCAAUUGCUCAUGGUCUAGAUCAACAGUCCUCGGUCCAUAUUUCGAGUUCUUCAAAAUUUCCACAUACAAUUAUACGUGCUAUCUAGCCCCUGGUCAGACUCCAGGGCUUGCAUCCUACGAGGAUUCAAGAUUAUAGAAGCCUUGAAAUCGUACCCCGAAUAUACAAAAACAGAGUUGUUGGAAGCACUCUUUACUGAUCGACCCGUGCGGCCCGAUCAGGAGCGUGCUCUUGAUCUUGCAGCUCAGAUGUUCAUGAUGAUUAAUUGCUCUACAUUGCGCCAAUCUUCCCUCCUGUUAGAGUACGGAAAUCAACAAGCACAUUGGCAUAACGAGGAUUGCUAUAGUUAAUUUCUCCACGACAUGUUCCCAAGAACAGCCCAUCCAAACAUUGAUGAGAUUAAGGACAAAAUUCGAGCGACGAAAUUGAAGAAACAUGCAGGACUCAGGUUUCAACCAACGAAUGAUUUGAGAAUCAUUUGAAACUUGAUCAAAAGGCUGGGGUUGUCGAAAUCUUCCAUCAUGCUGCUUUUCUGAAAGAGCAACUGCGGUUUUCGAAAGAAAUCCCGCCAUAAAUGUCUGCGCCUGAUCUUAUCCUACAGUAAGUACAGAAAAGCUUCGAAUUGAGAGCAACGAGAUCGAUUAUCUCUUUAAUGCUGGUUUAAAGGGAGAAUAAACAGGUCUCGAUGCUAACAUUCGUUAAAUCUAGGGGAAUACUACCUCAGGCAAUCGCCCUCGAGGCGCUAGAAUCUGUCCAGAAGGUUCUUUUUCCUCUCGCAGAUAUUAAAUCCAGAGGGCUUCUACUAUCUUUCACAUCGAUAUCAAAUUGCAACUUCAACAUCGAUAUGCUCAGGUAUGAAAGUUUGUCAAUUCGUAGACCAGAGGAGAACAAUGUGCAAUAUCAUUAUUUUGGAAAACGAUUGGUCGAUCUUCACUACGAACUAAUGAACCCAAGCCCCAGAGGAUUCGAAAAAUGGUUCGAAAGGAGGAGUAGCCCCAGAUUUGUGAUGAUGGCUACACUGGCUGGAGUUAUGCUUGCUAUCUUCUUGGGGUUGUUGGGUUUAGUACUGGCUGCAUUCCAAACUUAUAUUGCAUAUAUGGCGUGGAAACAUCCCGUUCAAGCAUCUUUGGGUCCAUAGAGAAAUUUGCUACAGCCAGCAAGAAAUUCCUAGUUCUAGAAAAGCACAAAAGUCGUGGUGAUAGAGAUGAGAUUGCGAGCCAUG
This is a messenger RNA of Sclerotinia trifoliorum, 1438 nucleotides long. The record is from the annotation of a GenBank genome assembly. Lineage: Eukaryota; Fungi; Ascomycota; Leotiomycetes; Helotiales; Sclerotiniaceae.